CUAAAUAAUUGUAUUGCCCCAAGUCUCCUUUCAUAAUCUUCCUGAGUGGAUCCCUUUGCAGUCGCGUUCUUCCCAAACCCCCCUCCCAAGAUUUGAUCUUUACGCCUUUAAUCUCUGGUCCAGAAAAUGGCACUCGGUUCAGGAGGAUCUAGUGUUGUCGUUCCUCGCAAUUUUAGGUUGCUCGAGGAGCUUGAACGGGGUGAGAAAGGUAUUGGAGAUGGUUCUGUCAGCUAUGGAAUGGAUGAUGCUGACGAUAUUUACAUGCGUUCUUGGACGGGUACCAUAAUUGGUCCUCAUAACACCGUGCACGAGGGACGUAUUUAUCAACUCAAGCUGUUUUGUGACAAAGAUUAUCCCGAUAAGCCUCCAACCGUUCGCUUCCAUUCCCGUGUCAACAUGACUUGUGUGAACCCCGAGACUGGAGUGGUGGAAGCAAAGAAGUUCGGUAUGCUGGUGAGUUGGCAGCGUGAGUACACGAUGGAGGGUGUCUUGACACAGUUGAGAAAAGAAAUGGCUGCACCACACAACCGUAAGCUCGUUCAACCCCCAGAAGGAACCUUCUUCUGAUCACGUUAGCCACUGAGAACCGCCUGCCUGUCUGCAUCAUCGAAAGCUGGACAACAAUAGGCUCGAUUUCUCAUAUGGCAUGCGCACCCCGUAAAUAGUUUUCCUUCAUGUUCUAAUGACUAUUAGUGUUAUGUAUCUUGCAACAGCUUUAAUUUCUGUGUACCUUCUGACUUGUGUGUUUAUGUUAAUGUCAAAAGGGGAUUGUUAUUAUGAUA
This is a messenger RNA of Ipomoea nil (Japanese morning glory), 782 nucleotides long. Its product is annotated as ubiquitin-conjugating enzyme E2 variant 1C-like. Gene Ontology annotation, biological process: protein K63-linked ubiquitination; DNA damage tolerance. Gene Ontology annotation, cellular component: nucleus. Bases 127 to 567 code for a protein of 146 amino acids. The transcript has 4 exons. NCBI's taxonomy places the organism in Eukaryota, Viridiplantae, Streptophyta, Magnoliopsida, Solanales, Convolvulaceae. The record is from RefSeq and is a predicted model, not a curated record.